AUGGCCCCGCCGCCAGAAUCUCCUUCAGCGCUGCUCUCGGCCAUUCUCAAGCUCAUCCAAGGCACCAUCGUGCCCCUUACACGCGAGGGUGUCGCCUCCGGGUCCAAGGUCUUCGGCGCCGCCGUCCUCGCCCGCUCCGACCUGCGGCCCCUCAGCGUGGCCACCAAUAACGAGCGCCUCUCGCCCCUGCUGCACGGCGAAGUCAACUGCAUCCAGCGCUUCUUCACCGUCGACUUUCCCGACCCGGCCGCUCGCCCGGACCCGCGCCGCGACUGCCUCUUCUUCGCCACCCACGAGCCCUGUAGCCUAUGCCUCAGCGCCAUCGCCUGGGCCGGCUUCGGCGAAUUUUACUACCUCUUCACCCACGACGAUAGCCGCAGUCUCUUCUCCAUCCCCCACGACAUUGAUAUCCUGCACGAGGUGUUUUGCGUCCGCGCCGGCGAGACGGACGGGCGGCUAGAGGGGCGCCCACUCUAUAAUCGCUCUAACAAGUUCUUCGAGGGCCACUCGCUCGCCGACAUCGUUGUCGGCAUCGACGACCAGGCAGAGCGGCAGGGGUGGUUAAACGAGAUCCAGCACGUCAAGAACAUGUACAGUUCCCUGAAUCAGACGUACCAGGAAGUCAAGAGCGCGGGCAUGGAAACCUCGAGCGUGUGGAAAUGA
Hirsutella rhossiliensis is the source of this 663-nucleotide messenger RNA. Its product is annotated as cytidine and deoxycytidylate deaminase domain-containing protein. Gene Ontology annotation, molecular function: catalytic activity. Lineage: Eukaryota; Fungi; Ascomycota; Sordariomycetes; Hypocreales; Ophiocordycipitaceae. The transcript has a single exon. The record is from RefSeq and is a predicted model, not a curated record. Bases 1 to 663 code for a protein of 220 amino acids.